Molecule: messenger RNA, 2125 nt
Organism: Nycticebus coucang (slow loris)
Lineage: Eukaryota; Metazoa; Chordata; Mammalia; Primates; Lorisidae
Gene: UMAD1
Product: UBAP1-MVB12-associated (UMA) domain containing 1
Exons: 5
Coding region: 71-556 (161 amino acids)
Source: RefSeq, a predicted model, not a curated record
UUCAGUUACUCAUGGUCUCCUGAGCUCCAAAAAAGUAUUUCUAUUUCAGAUAUCAGCAGCAGCAGCAACAAUGUUUCACUUCUUCAGAAAGCCUCCCGAAUCUAAAAAGCCCUCAGUACCUGACACAGAAGCAGAUGGAUUCGUCCUUGUAGGAGAUACAGCAAAUGAGAAAAGAAUGUCAGGAAGAGGUAAAACUUCAGAAGUAGAAGGCAACCAACCACUGGAGCCAGGGAAGCCAAACCAUGUGAGGUGUAUGAGAGCUGCCCCUGUUUCCAUCCAAACUGCACAUAUGGUGUGGACUGCCAAAGAAAAUUCACCCCAUGUGACUGUAUCAGGCUGUGAGAUGGAAAAUAAGACAGGCCAGACUCUGGAGACCACCACGUUAAUGGCCGAACUCCUGAGCGAUGUACCCUUCACCUUGGCCCCACACGUGCUGGCUGUGCAGGGCACCAUCACCGACCUUCCUGACCACUUACCCUCCUAUGAUGUCAGCGAAAACUUAUCACGCUUUUGGUAUGAUUUCACUCUUGAAAAUUCAGUGCUUUGUGAUUCAUAGUCUUUGUCUGUGUGCACCAUAACAGCUUAAAAAAUUUUUUUGCCUAUUUUAUUUAACCUAUUUGAUGUUCUUUGCCAUUGCGCCAUUUAAAGGUCCUGAGCACAUCAAGGAUCAUAAAGCAAAGAAGGUAGCUCUACGUUCAUUGCUCUAAUUUUUAGGAUAAGGUACCUUGGUAUAAUAAUUGAAUUUCAGUUCUACUUUCUUUCCCCCACAUUGUAAAUAUAAAAAUUACACCAUGAAGGUUUUAUGAAAGGAGUAGAUUCCUGUAGUGGGUCUCUCAAAAUCUAACACCUCAAUUUAUUUUAGAAGUACUGUGAAAAAGAACUGUGGCAUUUUUUAGUUACCACUGAAGUCUAAGCCUAAAGUGAGUGUAAAGUCUCUUCUCUGUCUUGAGGGAAGCUGGAAUUAAUGUUAUUUCCUUUUUUCUUUCAUAGUGUUUAUGAAUGAAUUCAGAAAAAAAAAAUGCCAGUUAAAUUUCUUCAGUCUCACUUUAGACAUAUUGAUGUAGAGAUUUAAAACUUUCCUAAACAGCAGUGGUAAUUUGCUGAUACAAGGAUCCUAUAACUGCUCAGUGCUGUUUCUGGAGUGGUACAUUUUCUUUUUUUUAAACCCGUGGCAGUCCUUUUCCACCCUGGGUGACUCCUGUUUUGCUGUCCUUACCACAUAGGUUAUAGAGAGAUCUGUGUUUUCUUUUCGUCCUUUGCCUCCUACAAGAAAACAUCUUAUGAUGAUCCAUGUUAUCAUCGCUAAUACCCGUAUUUAGGAAUUUAUUGGCCACAUUACAGAUGGAAAUGUUUGACUGCUAGAAAAACUAGAAUCGAUUCAUUUCCAAGUAGAAUGUAGGCAAAAACACCUAAAUAGGACUUUUAAUUCUUGACUAUUUAUCAAUUAUUCCAACUAAAACAGAACUGUUAUCAGUUAAUAAACUAUAAAGGGAAGAGGUGGAUUGUGAUAGAGACUGUUCAUUGAGAACAGUCAUUGAGAAUUUAAAUCACAUACCAGCAACAUGAUUAAUUCUGUGCCAAAUUUUAAGUAUAUUUUUUCACAAAGAGUUCCAUAGUAAAACUAAAUAUUAUUCAUUAAGGUAUAUGAAUUAUUCAAGUUUUAAUGUGUUAUGCAUGUUUAUUUAACAAAUGUGGCAGGGUCUUGAUAAAAAUGCUAUGUAAUUUAAAAGUCAGAAACAUUUCUAUUGACAAAAAUAUGCUUCAUUUACAAAUAAUGUUACCAUAUGAGGUUAAUGAUUACAUUAGAUCUUUACAUAGUUUUUUUCAUAAAACGUCAGUCUUGAAACUAUGACUUAUUGCCAAGACAAAUGUGAACAUUUUGUAGCAGUUUUGUGAAAGUAUGCUCUUCUAAAAUAUCCAUCUUAACAUAUUCUUAAAACUAAAUGUAAGCAUAUAGUCAAUUUGUCUAAUUUCUAUGUUAGGUUUCGUCUGAAAUACUUUUACAUUUCAUCAACAUUUAUGUCUACCAUAUUAUAAAUGUGCUUGUAAGUACCUUCAUUUGUCUCUAAAAAUUGUUAUAUUUAAAUAAAUGUGAAUUAAAAUAAAUAUUUUGAUCAUUUCCAGU